CUGCAGAUCAACACAAAUCCUCCUGUUUUCUCAAGCAGCAGCAGUCAGCUUUCACCCAGCCGCCCGGCGCGUCCUGCGCUCCCCCAUUCCCGGAUCAUAAUCACCCGUGCGCUUGAACAAACUGCCUUCGUGUUGGACUUUACGGAAUCAUUGUGCUGCUGCGUUGAGCUCCGGGAUUCUGCUGCACCUGUUCACUUUGCGGAUCUGUGAAAUGGAUAGAUAGAUAGAUAGAUAGAUAGAUAGAUAGAUAGAUAGAUAGAUAGAUAGAUAGAUAGAUAGAUAGAUAGAUAGAUAGAUAGAUAGAUAGAUAUCUCAGAGAGAGAGAGAGAGAGAGAGAGAGAGAGAGAGAGAGAGAGAGAGAGUAUGAGGCAAAUUUUUAAGUCUGAAGGAGCGAUGUGACGUUGGAUUCCUCCUACAGCUCGCCGGCUACAAUGGACCUCCAAAUCAAACACUGAAACCUCACUGCUCAAGACACAAUGGUCCUUAUUUUUUUUGUAACAGAAGCUCCAGACACAAACAAUUCAACAGUGACCCAUGACACUGGGGACUCGUACCACACACACAUCCUGCCCAUACUGCUGGGGCUGUCCGUCUUGCUGCUUUUUCUAGGGUUGCUGACCUGGUUUUGCCACAGGUUGAAAGGCCAAAGGAAAGCUGUCAUCACAGCCGUCGACAAGAAAGUACCAAAUGGGAUCCUGGAAGAGCAAGAGCAACAGACGGUGGUCUUACUGCCAAGAUCCCCUUCCACAUCCAAAAAUUAUUUCCCCAUCCCAGUAGACAACUUGGAAGAAGAGUAUCGGAUACGCUCGGCCGAUGAUGGGAAGCUCUUCCGGGAAGAGUAUAACUCAAUACCAGGGGGUUCGAAGCAAGGGACAUUUGAUGAGGCCAAUAAAGAAGAAAACAAAGAGAAGAACCGAUAUCCAAACAUCUUACCAUAUGAUCAUUCCAGAGUGAUUUUAACACCGAUCGAUGGCGUCCCGUGUUCAGAUUAUAUCAACGCAUCAUAUAUUGACGGCUAUAAAGAUAAGAAUAAGUUCAUUGCAGCACAAGGUCCGAAACAAGACACGGUUGCAGAUUUCUGGAGAAUGAUAUGGGAACAGAAAUCAGCCACUAUUGUAAUGCUAACCAAUCUGAAAGAGAGGAAAGAGGAUAAGUGUUAUCAGUAUUGGCCGGAUCAGGGAUGCUGGACGUACGGUAACGUGCGUGUCGCCGUGGAAGACUUUACAGUACUGGUGGACUACACCAUACGCAAAUUCUGUGUGCAAUAUCAGGCCAGCGACGGCACCAAAACUCCCCGUCUGGUCACGCAGCUUCACUUCACCAGCUGGCCUGACUUCGGCGUUCCCUUCUCGCCCAUCGGCAUGCUCAAGUUCCUGAAGAAGGUGAAGCAGGUGAACCCGUCGUACGCCGGGCCCAUCGUGGUGCACUGCAGUGCUGGCGUGGGCAGGACAGGAACGUUCAUCGUCAUUGAUGCCAUGAUUGACAUGAUGUACACAGAACAGAAGGUGGACGUCUCCGGUUUCGUGUCACGGAUACGCGAGCAGAGAUCACAGCUCAUUCAGACAGAUUUGCAGUACGCAUUCAUCUAUCAGGCUCUGCUGGAGUACUUCCUGUACGGGGACACAGAGCUGGACGUGUCCUCUCUGGAGGGACACCUGCAGAAACUCCACAACACCAAUGCUCCACUUGACCGCGUGGGCCUGGAGGAGGAGUUUAGGAAACUGACAAACAUGCGUAUUAUGAAGGAAAACAUGAGGACGGGAAACCUGCCUGCCAACAUGAAGAAGAACAGAGUCCUUCAGAUCAUUCCAUAUGAUUUUAACCGAGUCAUCCUAUCGAUGAAAAGAGGUCAGGAGUUCACCGAUUAUGUCAACGCAUCUUUCAUUGAUGGGUACCGGCAGAAGGACUAUUUCAUCGCCACACAGGGUCCUCUGUCACACACGGUGGAUGAUUUCUGGAGGAUGGUUUGGGAAUGGAAGUGUCACUCAAUUGUGAUGCUAACAGAACUGCAGGAGAGAGAUCAGGACAAGUGUUUUCAGUACUGGCCUUCUGAGGAUUCAGUGACUUACGGGGACUUCACAGUGGAGAUUAAAGGAGACACGCUGUGCGAGACGUUUAGCCUCAGAGAUCUGGUGCUCACAUACGGCCCGGAGAAACAGACACGUUUGGUUCGGCACUUUCAUUUCCACGGCUGGCCAGAGAUCGGAAUCCCAGCCGAAGGAAAAGGGAUGAUCGACAUCAUCGCAUCGGUGCAGAAACAACAGCAGCAGUCGGGCAACCACCCCAUCGCCGUGCACUGCAGUGCCGGAGCGGGUCGGACCGGUACGUUUAUCGCUCUCAGUAAUAUUCUGGAGCGAGUGAAAGCCGAGGGUUUGCUGGAUGUGUUUCAGACUGUGAAAAGUUUACGAAUGCAGCGGCCACACAUGGUGCAGACAGUGGAACAGUAUGACUUCUGCUACAGAGUGGUACAGGACUUUGUCGACAUUUUCUCAGACUAUGCCAAUUUCAAAUGAUCUGAUCUGCCUUAAAUGUUUGAGUUUGAUGCUUUUUUACACGUCAGUCGAUCAGGAUUUUACACCGCGACUGGAAGAUAAUUGCGCUCUAUUUUGCUAUGCACUUCUCCUCAAUGUUACUAAAUGACCAUAUCUAUCUGUAAUAUACUAAGGCUACUAAAGUUUUAAAAACUGUACAUUGUUCCGUCUCCUUUAUAAUAUAUUUAAAUGGGUUAUUUUAUUUUAUUUCGGUCUUAAAUCAUCUCUCUGAUGAUGGAUCCAUUCCAGUUGGGCUUCUGUUGUUAUUGUAAAAUAGUGUUUCGUCUGUUUGUUUGUUUGUUCGACUAAUUAUUUUUAUUUUUUAUCAAGCGAUUGGUGUAGAAUUUGUAAAGCUGUAGCCAGGUGGUAUGUAUUUAUGCACUGUUGCAGACAGGACAUCCUGCGAGAUAACGCAUGUAUGUGAAUGUCCCAUGCCAUUUUAUUUAUUAGAUGCAGAGUUGUUGUCUUACAUUUUAUGAAAGAUAUCAUUGUCAAAAAAGUUUUUUUUUUUAUUCCUGUCUUUAACAUUGUGCUCAUCAGCCAUUGCAAAUGUGAACUUUUUAAGAACUUUUGUUUGCCAAGCAGAAAAUACAACACCCAUCACAUUGAGAGAGCGAGUUUUAUUGGUAUUAUACCAAGUAUUAUUGGUGAGAAAGGCACAAACACAUUUUCAUGGUUUAACAUCAGCAAGAAUUUAUAUUAGAUAUGAUCUUGCACAGAAACAGCAACUGUAUGAGACUCGUGACCUCUGACCUUAAACGUCCUGCCUCUGUUUCCCUGAGAAUGAUGCUGAGAAAAACGGCACAGGUUUUUAAAGCACACACAUCACCGAUUGUUUGCCUUGCAGGAGGCCAAGGAUUUACAAAUACAUGAACAAAUGCAUUAUGAAAUCA
Messenger RNA from Pimephales promelas (fathead minnow), 3424 nucleotides. RefSeq names its product protein tyrosine phosphatase receptor type Ea (gene ptprea). The record is from RefSeq and is a predicted model, not a curated record. Lineage: Eukaryota; Metazoa; Chordata; Actinopteri; Cypriniformes; Leuciscidae. Gene Ontology annotation, molecular function: protein tyrosine phosphatase activity. Gene Ontology annotation, biological process: protein dephosphorylation.